AUGUAUUAUCUAAAGCAAAGCAUAUGGAAUGGAAUUGAUGAACCCAAGAGCUCGAUGAACCCAAGAGCUCCUCUGUUUCCUCUGUUUCCUCUGUUUUCAAUGGACAAGAGAUGGGUAUUCCCCUUCCUCUUCAGCACCACUCUCUUCAUUUUUCUCUUGGCUACAUCAUUCAACAUGGGCCGCAACUCUUCCUUCUACACCAUCUUCUCUACGACGGCUUCGACGAACAACACAGCUUCUGUCCACUCACACAUCAACUCCUCCUCCUCCUCCUCCUCCUCUGCUCCACCACCGCCGUCGACCCCUUUGUCCUUCGUUCCGCGCUUGGCCUACUUUGUUUCCGGAUCAAAAGGCGAUUUGGAUAGGGUCUGGAGAUUGUUGCAAGUAAUUUACCAUCCGAGAAAUCAGUAUGUAGUUCAUCUGGAUUUAGAAUCGCCGGCCGCCGAGAGAUCGGAGCUCGCUUUGCGCAUCGCGAAUGAGACCGUUUUUGCUAAAGUGGGGAAUGUGCAUGUUAUCGCAAAGGCUAAUAUGGUUACGUACAGAGGAGCAACCAUGGUUGCUAAUACUCUGCAUGCUUGUGCUAUUCUUCUCAAGAAGAGCAAGGAGUGGGAUUGGUUCAUCAACCUCAGUGCCUCGGAUUAUCCCCUUGUCACACAAGAUGAUUUGCUGCAUGUUUUUGCAACUUUGCCGAGAAAUUUAAACUUUGUGGAGCACACAGGUAGAUUGGGUUGGAAGGAGACGCAAAGGGCAAAACCCAUGGUAAUAGAUCCUGGACUCUACAUGACUCGCAAAUCAGAUAUCUUCUGGGUUACCCAGAGAAGAGAACUACCAAACGCAUUCAAACUAUUUACAGGAUCUGCAUGGGUGGCUUUAUCCCGGGACUUUGCCGAGUUCUGCAUAUGGGGGUGGGACAACCUCCCCAGAACUCUCCUCAUGUAUUACACCAACUUCCUCUCCUCCCCGGAGGGCUACUUCCAAACAGUGGUUUGUAACGCGGAAACGUUCAAACGCACCGUCGUGAACCACGACCUCCACUACAUCGCCUGGGACGUGCCCCCGAAGCAGCACCCGAACGCGCUCACGGCGGCCGACCUUCCCAAGAUGGUGAAAAGCGGCGCCGCGUUUGCACGCAAGUUCGACCGCGGUGAGCCAGUGCUGGACCUGAUUGAUUCGGAGUUGCUUGGGCGGUCGAACAGCGGGGGGUUUGUCCCCGGCGGGUGGUGUGUGGGGGAGCCACCGUGCUCGGAGGUGGCCGACCCCAACGUGGUCCGGCCCGGGCUAGGAGCAGAGAGGUUGGGGCGGCUCGUGGACCGGAUCGUGUGGUCAAGGGUGUUUGGACUCGGCCAGUGUAAAUAAAAUAAAUGGCGGAUAAAAUGGUCUAACAUUAAAACCGACCGUACUAAAUUUUAUUCUUACGUAGUUAGCUAGUUAGGCAACGAUAGGAUCCAAGAUAUAGACAAGGGAUCGGGACAAAAUGCAUG
Molecule: messenger RNA, 1481 nt
Organism: Ananas comosus (pineapple)
Lineage: Eukaryota; Viridiplantae; Streptophyta; Magnoliopsida; Poales; Bromeliaceae
Product: beta-glucuronosyltransferase GlcAT14B-like
Exons: 4
Coding region: 1-1356 (451 amino acids)
Cellular component (GO): membrane
Molecular function (GO): glucuronosyltransferase activity
Source: RefSeq, a predicted model, not a curated record